Ruditapes philippinarum (Manila clam) is the source of this 3132-nucleotide messenger RNA. RefSeq names its product serine/threonine/tyrosine-interacting protein B-like. Gene Ontology annotation, cellular component: nucleoplasm; cytoplasm. The coding region runs from base 157 to 711 and encodes 184 amino acids. The transcript is spliced from 9 exons. Lineage: Eukaryota; Metazoa; Mollusca; Bivalvia; Venerida; Veneridae. Gene Ontology annotation, molecular function: F-box domain binding; protein tyrosine/serine/threonine phosphatase activity. Gene Ontology annotation, biological process: negative regulation of SCF-dependent proteasomal ubiquitin-dependent catabolic process; regulation of ERK1 and ERK2 cascade; protein dephosphorylation. The record is from RefSeq and is a predicted model, not a curated record.
UAAUUAUCUUAAAUUAUUAUAUCAAUCAAAUUAGAAAAUUUUGUUGCUUUAUUUCUUGAUAUUUCAUGUUAUAAUACUUUUUUUCUCUUCUCUUUUUAAGUUUACAUGCAUUGUAUACAUAAAUUAUGUUGUAUUUUCUAGGACUGGAACUAUGUGAUGAGACGUGACAUGCAGGAAAUUAUACCAGGGUUAUAUUUAGGACCAUAUGCUGCAGCAAUGAAGUCAAAGAAAAUGAGUUUACAGGACCAUAAUAUCACUCACAUAGUGUGUAUACGACAGGCUAUAGAGGCUAACUUUAUCAGACCAAAUUUUCCUGAUUUAUUCAUAGGGAUUUUUUUUGGGAAAAAACCAAAACCGGGGCCAUCUGGAUUUCGGAUGCGAGAUUUUAUUGAUGGUUGCUAUGAAUGUGGAGGUAAAGUGUUAGUCCAUGGUAACGCUGGUAUAUCUAGAAGUGCUGCACUUGUUAUAGGAUAUAUCAUGGAGAAAUAUGGACUGACAUACAAGAAUGCCUAUGUGUAUGUACAACAGAGAAGAUUUUGUAUCAACCCUAAUGAAGGUUUCUCACAACAGCUGAUGGAGUAUGAACCAAUAUAUAGAGCAAGACAGUGUGUAGAAUUUACAGAUAAUACAUCUACAGGUUCUUUAAAGAGAAAAUACCAAGUAGACUCAGAUGAAACUUUACAUUCAGAAUCAUCAUCAAUGAUUACCUGAAUAAUGUAAACUUACCCGUUAUCUCCCUGUGAUAUAUUAUAGUAUUACUACCUGAAGUCAUUCAGUUUAUGUUACCUCCAUGUUCUAACUUGUUUAUACAGAUGUACAAGGAGCUUAUAAUAGAGAAAAGUUAGAUACUGGUGAAAGAUAAAAUAGAGAAUUAUUUUGAAACAAGAGAUUAAAAUAUCAAUAUAACAGACUGUGUUAAAUUAUGAUUAGUUUUGUUAUACCGGUGAUGAGAUAUUGAGAUAUGUUGAGAUCGAUUGUUACAUAGAAUGAGAUAUAUACAAUUGAGAUUAUAUAUACAGUCUAACUUGUCCAUGCCACCACGUGUAUUAAGCAACUUUUGUCUUAUGCUUUUUAUCAUGCUUUGUCUGAAGAGACCGUUUCAUUUAGCGACCGUUUUGGCUGUUUGCCUUGCGCGGUCGCUUAAUACAAGUUUGACUGUAUAAGAUAAUAUAACUGCUGAUCAUAUUGUUAAAAACAGGGACAUUUGGCAUAUUAUGGAUGUUAGAAGAACUUUAAUUACUAUAUGCUUUGCUUGUGUAUUAUAUCAUAAAGAUUACCAGUGAUACUCUCUAGGUGUCAUAUGAAAGGUAAAAAAUUAUCGGUAACUAGGGUCUUUAAAAAUAGAAUGGUCUGGAGUCGAACCAGUUUUACGAAAAAAGAUGUCUCGGUUGAGUCAUGUGAUAAGGUUAUCUACCGACCAUGAUCUGUCAUAAUACAUCACCAUUUAAAAAUCAAAUCGGUAGAUAAUGUUUUGUUAAAUUGUAUUUAAUUUUCGUCCUUUUCUUGAUCACUUACGUGAUUUGUGUAUAGCAAACUAUACUGAGUUACAAGACAUUUAGAAUUGUAGUGAGAAGGGUUUACAUAGCAUGUUUCCAGACCAUUCUGUUUGAAAGACCCUGAACAAAUUGAUAAUUUUGAGAACGCUGUGAUUUAAACUAAUGGCAAAUUUAGCUGGAAUUUUCAACCAAUGAAAUUGAGUUAGUUGAGAUAUGAAAACACUUGUCAAAUUAUAGUUUUUUUAUUUAUUUGGGUUGUCAGACCAAACAAAUAAUGGUAGCGAAAUUUCAGACUCUAAUGCUGUUAAUUGCAAAUGCCGAAAGUAGUCCGCUUUUUUGAAGCGGUUACUUCCCUUUAUAUGUAACACUAAGGCCGAAAAAUUCAGGGGAGAUCACUGAUUAUAUUAGCUGAUUAAAAAUGUUUAUUUAAUCAACCACUUGUUUACAAGUGUACUCACUGCAAAUUAUGUUAGACCCAAGUUAAGUAGUCCUGGUUCAUCUGGUUUUGAUCCUAUUAAACUGCAGAAUUUUAUGUAACCAAACUUAAUUCACUGAUUAUAAAUCAAAACUGAUACAAAUUCAAUCAAUGUGUGAAUCAUUUUCUUGUUAAAAUAAGUAGUGACUAUCAUCAUGUUAUGUGGAUUUCUUUCAUAAUUUUUUACACUCGUGUGAAAAGUCAAAUGUUGAUAAAAAUAACAAAUACACAUAAGAAUAGAUAUAAGGAAACCACACUGGUCAACAUUUAUUGAAGGGUUAUUGUCAAAUAUAUGUAUUAAGGUGUGACAUGAUUGUCAAAUAUUAAGGUAUCAUGUGAUAGUUAAAUUUUAGGUAUGACAUGAUUGUUAAGUUUUAGGUAUGACAUGAUUGUCAACUAUUUAGGUAUGACAUGAUUGUCAAAUAUUUAGGUAUGACAUGAUUGUCAAAUAUUUAGGUAUGACAUGAUUGUUAAAUAUUUAGGUAUGACAUGAUUGUCAAAUAUUUAGGUAUGACAUGAUUGUCAAAUAUUUAGGUAUGACAUGAUUGUCAAAUAUUUAGGUAUGACAUGAUUGUCAAAUAUUUAGGUAUGACAUGAUUGUCAAAUAUUUAGGUAUGACAUGAUUGUCAAAUUUUAGGUAUGACAUGAUUGUCAAAUUUUAGGUAUGACAUGAUUGUCAAAUAUUUAGGUAUGACAUGAUUGUCAAAUAUUUAGGUAUAACAUUAUUGUCAAAUUUUAGGUAUGUUAUAAUGAACGCUGCUAAUGUUGUGACUGUCUCGUGACUAUGGCAUUGAGAGUACUGUUGCACUGAGCCAAAAUAUAUAUAAAAGCAAAUGUAUAUUUCCUAUGGUUUGUAGUUCACCAUUAAGGCUUUUAUUGUUUGACAUAGUUUAUUGUUAUUGUGACUUUACAGCUACAACUUAUUAAAACAUUCAUUUUGAAGCUGAAGUCUGAAUUUUUCAUCAUGGUUAAUUUUUGUGAAAUGAAUUAGCUUUGGAAUGUGUCAAAAUCUGUUGUUGAUAGUGUAAAUAUUUGCUUUGUUUGUCAGUUUUGUCAUUGUUACGCCAGAUGUCUUAAACUAUGCAACAUGAAAUUAUAAAUGUAAGAUUAUUUUAUAUUAUUGACUUAACUGUCUUCACAUUAAAAUUAUUUAAUUUUGCA